Molecule: messenger RNA, 5265 nt
Organism: Pangasianodon hypophthalmus (striped catfish)
Lineage: Eukaryota; Metazoa; Chordata; Actinopteri; Siluriformes; Pangasiidae
Gene: dennd5a
Product: DENN/MADD domain containing 5A
Exons: 23
Coding region: 244-4041 (1265 amino acids)
Molecular function (GO): small GTPase binding; guanyl-nucleotide exchange factor activity
Source: RefSeq, a predicted model, not a curated record
AGCUCGAGGAGCGGUCGAAAAACAGCUGUGCGAGCGCCCACAAUGCAAUUCGGUCGCCUUCACGGGCUCGUGCUUUGAUUUUUUUUUCGGUAUAUACACACACACACACACACACACAUAUAUAUAUAUAUAAAGCGCGUCCGCGAUGGCUACGCGAAAUAAACCCGGACCGAUGGGUGUGUAAUAAUAAUAUGCACCUCAGCAGCACGGCGGACACACGGCCACGACCGGACCAGCCUCAAAAUGAGCACCGGCUUCAGCUCCAACUCCUGCCGGUUCGCGGAUUACUUCGUUAUCUGCGGACUCGACACCGAAAGCGGGCUGGAACCAGACGAGCUGUCCGCUUUAUGCCAGUAUAUACAAGCUUCUAAAUUCAAAGAGGGUGCCCAAGGAAAGUUGGCGAUUGCACGUGAAGGUGAGAAUUUUGAGCAGAGUCCACUGCGGAGAACAUUUAAAUCCAAAGUUCUAGCUCAUUACCCCGAGAAUGUGGAGUGGAGUCCGUUCGACCAGGAUGCAGUGGGCAUGCUCUGCAUGCCCAAGGGCCUGUCUUUCCGCACUCAGGCAGACUUACGCGAGCCCCAGUUCCACUCGUUCAUCAUCACACGUGAGGACGGCUCACGCACCUACGGCUUUGCGCUCACCUUCUUUGAGGAAGUGACCAGCAAGCAGAUCUGCAGUGCCAUGCAGACGCUCUACCACAUGCACAAUGCCGAGCAGCAACAUGAUACCCAGCCACGCCUGCAGCGCUUCGACUCUUAUGACAUCGGUCGCGACACGCUGUUUGUGUCCAAAUGCAUCUGCCUGAUGGCACCCAUGGCCUUCGCACAGGCGAGUCGCAAAAUCCUCCAGCAGCUGCACCAGGCCGUGACGUCUGCACAGCCUCCACCGCUGCCACUCGACAGCUACGUGUACAACAUCCUGUAUGAGGUGCCGCUGCCACCUGCUGGCCGUUCGCUCAAAUUCUCAGGCGUCUAUGGGCCUGUGGUGUGUCAGCGCCCCAGCUCUGCUGAGCUGCCACUCUUCGACUUCCCCAUACGAGACGUUAUCGAGUUGCUCGGCGUCGAAAACGUGCUGCAGCUGUUCACCUGCGCUCUGCUCGAGAUCCAGAUCCUGCUCUACUCACAACAUUACCAGCGGCUGAUGACCGUGGCCGAGAGCAUCACGGCUUUAAUGUUCCCAUUCCAGUGGCAGCACGUCUACGUGCCCAUCCUGCCCGCCUCGCUGCUGCACUUCCUUGAUGCGCCCGUGCCUUACCUCAUGGGCCUACACUCCAACGGCCAGGACGACCGCACCAAGCUGGAACUGCCUCAGGAGGCCAAUCUGUGCUUCGUCGACAUUGACAACCACUUCAUUGAGCUGCCUGAAGAUUUGCCACAGUUUCCCAACAAGCUGGAGUUCAUCCAGGAGAUCUCAGAAGUUCUGAUGGCAUUUGGUGUGUCCCCAGAAGGAAACGUGCACUGCAGUGAAGGCUCGAGUAAGCUAAAGGGCUUCCGUGCGGCAGACAUGGCUUCGGACAAACGCAAUGGGAACCUGGCUGGCUCUCCGCUGAACUCCUACAUGCUGAGGGAGAACGAGACCAUUGCACGGCUGCAGGCCCUGGUCAAGAGAACCGGAGUCAGCCUGGAGAAGCUGGAUGUGAAAGAGGACUCAGGCACAAAUAAGGAUAUGAAGAUGCAGUGUGAUGAAGAGGAGCUGAAGAUGCACCAGCUGAACAUUCGUGUGCGGGAAGUUUUCGCCAACCGUUUCACACAGAUGUUUGCCGACUACGAGGUCUUUGUCAUCCAGCCCAGCCAGGACAAAGAGUCCUGGUUCAGUAACCGGGACCAGAUGCAGAACUUCGACAAGGCCUCCUUCCUGUCUGACCAGCCGGAGCCCUACCUGCCCUUCCUGUCCCGCUUCCUGGAGACGCAGAUGUUUGCUUCUUUUAUCGAUAGCAAGAUCCUGUACCACGACGACGAGGACAAAGAGCACACGCUGCGAGUGUUUGACAGUCGUGUGGAAAAGGUGCGGCUGCUGAACGUCAGGACACCGACACUGCGCACCUCCAUGUACCAGAAAUGCACCAACAUUGAAGAAGCAGAGAAGGCCAUCGAGAUGCGGCUCUAUAAGAUCGACCACACGGCUGUGCAUCCACACCUGCUGGACAUGAAGAUCGGGCAGGGCCGCUACGAGCAGGGCUUCUUCCCCCGACUGCAGUCCGAUGUGCUCGCCACCGGACCCACCAGCAACAAGUGGACUAAGCGCAGUGCUCCUGCACAGUGGAGAAGGAGGGACAGACAGAAGCAGCAUGCAGAGCACCUUUAUCUGGACAACGACCAGCGAGAGAAAUACAUCCAGGAGGCUCGUAACCUAGGCACCACCAUCCGCCAGCCCAAACUGUCCAACCUGUCCCCUUCUGUCAUCGCUCAGACCAACUGGAAGUUUGUGGAGGGUCUGCUGAAGGAGUGCAGGAAUAAGACAAAGCGCAUGCUAGUGGAGAAGAUGGGCAGGGAGGCAGUGGAGCUCGGUCACGGUGAGGUCAGCAUCACUGGUGUGGAGGAGAACACACUCAUCGCAAGCCUCUGUGACCUGCUGGAGAGAAUCUGGAGCCACGGGCUGCAGGUUAAACAGGGGAAAUCUGCCUUGUGGUCGCACCUGCUGCAUUAUCAGGAGAGCAAAGAGAAGAGAGAUGCCACACCAGCCGGCUUAGGGCCUCCUGGUCUCAUUCAUGACACAGAGAGGCGGAAAUCAGAUGCCAGCUUCGCAAUGCCGCCUCUUAAAGUCUCUUUGAUUGAGGACAUGAGGCACAUUCAGAACAUUGGAGAGAUUAAGACAGACGUAGGGAAGGCCAGAGCCUGGGUGCGUCUCUCCAUGGAGAAGAAACUGCUGUCCAGACACCUCAAACAGCUCCUGUCUGAUCACGAGCUCACCAAGAAGCUCUAUAAGCGCUAUGCCUUUCUGCGCUGCGAUGACGAGAAAGAACAGUUUCUCUAUCAUUUACUGUCUUUCAAUGCCGUCGAUUACUUCUGCUUCACCAACGUCUUCACCACAAUCAUGAUGCCGUAUCAUGUGGUGGUCAUUCCUAGUAAGAAGCUGGGUGGUUCCAUGUUCACAGCUAACCCCUGGGUGUGUGUGUCGGGGGAGCUGGCUGAAACUGGAGUACUCCAGGUGCCGAAAAACACUCUGGAGAUCACUUUUGAGUGCCAGAACCUGGGCAAGUUGACCACAGUGCAGAUGGGCCAUGAUAACUCAGGAUUGUACGCCAAGUGGCUGGUGGAGUGUGUUCUGGUCCGAAAUGGGAUCACAGGACACACUUACAAGUUUCCAUGUGGCCGCUGGCUGGGAAAAGGCGUGGACGAUGGCAGUUUGGAAAGGAUUCUAGUGGGAGAGUUGGUGACUGCAGGCUCAGAGAAUGAUGACAGGAUGUGUCGCACUCCUCCCAUGCAGCAGUCGCCUGGGAUGAUGCGCCGAUUCGUUACCAUCUCACCAAAUAGCAAACCAAAGCUGAACACGGGGCAGAUCCAGGAGGGGGUCGGAGAGGCAAUUAAUGGAAUCGUAAAACACUUCCAUAAACCAGAGAAAGAGAGAGGAAGUCUGACUCUUCUUCUCUGUGGAGAAUACGGUCUGGUCUGGGCUCUCGAGCAGGUGUUCCAGCACGGCUUCAAGUCACCACGCCUCUUCAAGAACGUCUUUAUUUGGGAUUUUCUGGAAAAGGCGCAGGUUUACUUUGAAAGUGCCGAGCAGAGUCAGGUAACUCAGGAUGAAAACUAUCAGACGAGGGUGCGCCAUUUCUGCCGCUUCAUGCGCGCCAUCAGCAGCACCCCCAGAAACAUUGGCAAAGAUGGAAAGUUCCAGCUGCUCGUGUGCCUCGGAGCCAGAGAUCACUUGCUUCACCACUGGAUAGCUCUGCUGGCUGAUUGUCCCAUCACAGCACAGAUGUACGAGGACAUGGCACUGCUAAAAGACCGUUCUCUAGUGAACUCUUUGAUCAGAGUGUUACAGACUUUGCAAGAAUUCAACAUUACUCUGGAGGCAUCUCUCGUCAAAGGGAUUGGAAUAUAAAACCUUGCCCUCCUGCUCCUGUGAAGUAGAAGAAGAAAGACAUAAUCCAGGCAGAUCAGCGUGGACCAUGGACUAUUUGGCGUUUUUUUUUUUUCUUUCUUUUUUUUUUUUUACAUGAAGAGACUUGAACAAAAGAACUACACCUGGCUUACAUUAAAGCUACUGUCAUGUUAGCCGUAUAUAAAGUGCAAUGAGCCUUUUCAAAACGUGUCAUUAUUUUUAUCCUCGACGCUGUCGCUGUUAGACAUUUAAGAUAUGUUUUGUAUUAUGAUCCCACCUGUAUAGCCCACCUGUGCUAUACUGUUUUAAUCAAAAGCUCAAUAUUUUCAUUGCUAUUGUGAACUCCUGGCGACAGCUGUAUUUAAAAAAGGAGAGCAAGGAAGAAAAAAGGGUAAUAUAUUUUCGAAGAAGAGCAGUAUUAUUUUGAUAUGUCUGUCACGUUGCUUGCUCUGUGGUCUAUCUAAUCCAUACUGUCACAAUGCAGAGUGAAAAGCAAAUGAUGUAGAAGUAUGCUUUAUAAGUAUAACUCAUGGGAAUCUCAUAUUUUAAUUAAAACACACACAAAAAAACAAGAAAUUAGCUCUUGUUUUUUUUUCAAACCAGGGGACUUAAAUCGAAACGUAUGCAAAUCUCCACGAGCACAUGCUGAGAUUAGACUAUGUUAGAUGAUAGGGUGCAUAAAAAGGAUGACAAAGUGUAUUUUAUGAAUGAGAAAGUAGAAAAAAAAACAUUCAGACCUCUUAAAACCAUUUUAAACAACUUUCCAGUUAACUCACACAUUUUCAUAGCCAGAAUUCUCUCAGUGUAACCAGUGUAUCCCUAUUAGAUAAAAUAUGACAUCAGUUCAUCAUAUUUUUUAACCCUCAGGUCUGCACAUCAGCCAGUAGUCAUAGCCCAGAGACAUUGAGGGUUUUAUUGGCCUCCAUGAAAGCCCAAAGCUCAGCGUCAUUUGUUUCUGCUAUGCAAUAUUUACAUCUCCAUGAAGCCUCCACUGAUACACAGUACAAUACACUGACAGAACAGAGGCUUUGUCCAGAUGUUCUAGUGUAGCAUAUGAUGUGUAGUCCAGAAGCUUCUGAAGUUUUCUGGCAGUCUCCACACCAAAAUGCUCUAAAACUGCAUCAUUUGUCUCUUGGUACAUUUUAGACAGGACUGUGUAAGGUAGUGUUUAAUAAUUGAGCAACAGUGUACAGUGUAUAAAAUGUAUUAAAAGUGAGAAUUCCA